Penicillium soppii is the source of this 1578-nucleotide messenger RNA. Its product is annotated as glycoside hydrolase family 72 protein. Gene Ontology annotation, biological process: fungal-type cell wall (1->3)-beta-D-glucan biosynthetic process. NCBI's taxonomy places the organism in Eukaryota, Fungi, Ascomycota, Eurotiomycetes, Eurotiales, Aspergillaceae. Gene Ontology annotation, cellular component: cytoplasm; fungal-type cell wall. The record is from RefSeq and is a predicted model, not a curated record. Gene Ontology annotation, molecular function: 1,3-beta-glucanosyltransferase activity. The coding region runs from base 1 to 1578 and encodes 525 amino acids. The transcript has 5 exons.
AUGAAGCUCUCUCUUGUGACACUAGCAACCCUAGUCGGGGCUGCCGUUGCUGAUUUGGACCCCAUUGUUAUCAAGGGAUCCAAGUUCUUCUACUCCAGCAAUGAUACCCAAUUCUAUAUGCGUGGUGUCGCCUACCAGCAAACCGCUGAUGGUGAUGACUACACCGACCCUCUUGCGGAUGCAACUGCUUGUGCUCGUGAUGUUCCUAUUAUGAAGGAGCUGCGUACUAACGUAAUCCGUACCUAUGCCAUCAACGCUACUGCUGACCACUCGGAAUGCAUGAAGCUUUUGUCUGAAGCUGGCAUCUACCUGAUCUCUGAUCUCUCCGACCCCUCGCAAUCUAUUGACAGAAGCGACCCCUCCUGGGAAACUACCCUUUACACUCGCUAUACCAGCGUCAUCGACGAGUUGUCUCAGUAUAACAACACUAUUGGUUUCUUCGCCGGAAAUGAAGUUUCCAACACCGUUGCCACCUCCGAUGCCAGCGCCUUCGUCAAGGCUGCUGUUCGUGAUAUGAAGAAAUACAUCAAGCAGAAGGGCUACCGCUCGAUGGGUGUCGGAUAUGCUACCGCUGACGUGUCCGCUAUCCGUGAGAACAUGGCCGACUACUUUGACUGUGAGGAUUCCGACGAGACCAUUGACUUUUGGGGAUACAAUAUCUAUUCGUGGUGUGGUAACUCAACCUACUCGGAGUCUGGAUACAAGGAUCGUACAGAGGAAUUCGCCGACUACUCUGUUCCUGUCUUCUUCGCUGAGUACGGUUGUAAUGAUGUCACACCCCGCCAGUUUACUGAGGUUAAGGCCCUUUACGGAGAUACCAUGGCUGAGGUCUGGUCCGGUGGUAUUGUGUACAUGUACUUCCAGGAAACAAACAACUACGGUCUUGUUUCUGUUGUCGACAGCACUAGCGUGAGCACUAUGGCCGAUUUCAAGUACUAUUCCAGCGAGAUCGCUAGUGUCAACCCCACUGGUACCAACAAGGCCUCCUACACACCCACCAACACUGCUCUUCAGAGCUGUCCUACCGUUGGUACCAGUUGGGCAGCUAAGGCCUCUCCCCUUCCCCCUACCGUUGAUACCAACCUUUGUGAAUGCAUGUACGAUGCCUCUGGUUGUGUUGUAUCCGACUCCCUCUCUACCAGCAAGUACGCCAAGCUGUUCAGCACUGUUUGUGGAUAUACCGACUGCAGUGGACUCGAUGCCAACGCUACCACCGGCGAGUAUGGUGCCUACAGCAUGUGUUCCACCAAGCAGCAGCUUGCCUUUGCUCUUAACAAGUAUUAUGUUGAGCAGGAUCGUGAUGCCUCUGCUUGUGACUUCUCCAGCUCCGCCACCACUAAGGCUACCACCGCAGCCACUGGGACUUGCUCGUCCCAGAUGAAGCAAGCUGGUACCGCCGGUACUGGUACUGUGACCACUGAAGCCACUGCCACCGCUGCCUCCGGCUCUUCCUCGACCUCGACUUCUUCCAGCGGCGCGGCUCUCAGCAUCCACUCCAGUUCGCCCUUCGGUUUCUUCCAAGUCACUGCUUACUUGGCCACCGCACUUCUAGCGGGUGUUGGUAUGAUUGCUUUGUAA